Messenger RNA from Erythranthe guttata (spotted monkey flower), 1060 nucleotides. RefSeq names its product hydroxyethylthiazole kinase family protein. Gene Ontology annotation, molecular function: hydroxyethylthiazole kinase activity; ATP binding; magnesium ion binding. Lineage: Eukaryota; Viridiplantae; Streptophyta; Magnoliopsida; Lamiales; Phrymaceae. The record is from RefSeq and is a predicted model, not a curated record. Gene Ontology annotation, biological process: thiamine biosynthetic process.
GUGCUAAAGUGGUAUAUUUGGAGGGUGCAAAGUGGAAUUAAGCCUUAUUUGAAAUAACCAAAAUAGAUCCCCAAUUGCGCCGUACACAAUCCACGCAACCAUGGAGGAAAACCCCCAAAUUCCAGAAGAACAGAGCACAGAAUCAUGGCCCCGACAAGCCUGGGCCCACCUUGAAUCCGUACGCGCCGCCGCUCCCCUCAUCCAGUGCAUCACAAACUUCGUCUCCAUGGAUCUCGUCGCCAACGUCCUUCUCUCCGCCGGCGCCUCGCCGGCGAUGAUACACUCCGUUGAAGAAAUCCCGGAAUUCACCCCCAAAAUCCACGCGCUCUACAUCAACGUGGGGACACUCACCCCGGACUGGCUACCGGCGAUGAAGAUGGCGGCGGAGGUGGCGAACCAGUGCAACAAGCCAUGGGUGCUUGACCCAGUCGCCGCCGGAGCUUCAAGUUUCCGUCUAAGGGCUUGUUUGGAUCUGCUGAAAUUGAAGCCCACCGUUGUCAGGGGAAAUGGUUCCGAGAUUAUGGCUCUCUUCAAGGGCUCUGUCGAUCAAACUUCAAAGGGUCCGGAUAGCACGCACGACUCAACCGGUGAUGAUGUCAUUGGAGCGGCGAAGUCGUUGUCCCGAUCCACCGGAAGUGUAGUAGCGGUAUCCGGAGCGGUCGACAUAGUCACGGACGGUGCUCGUGUGGUGGGGUCCGCAAACGGGGUCCCCAUGCUGCAAAAGAUAACGGCAACCGGAUGCUCCGUCACCGCCCUAAUAGCCGCCUUUGUAGCCGUCGACCCGUCACAUCCGUUGGAGGCCACUGCAACCGCAUUGUCCAUCUUCGGGCUUGCCGGAGAAGUGGGCAUGGGUCGGGCCCGUGGGCCGGGUUCGUUGCGGGCCGAGUUGAUCGAUGCCCUUCACGGGUUGGAUCGGGAUACCGUGCAUCGAAUGGUGAAAAUCGGGAAUGUGUAGUGAUUUACAAGUUAGUGUAUGAGUUUUAUUUAUAGAGAUUUUAUGAUGGGUUUAUUGCAAUUAGUACUAAUGUGUUAUGUGGAAUUGCUAACAAAUUACCCAUGU